AUGAACGGCCCUUUGUACAUGCAGACCAGCAAAAAUAAGGUCUUAGUCCGGAGAGUAAAGAGGAGAGACGAUGGUCCCAUGAGGGGCUUGGCUCGUUGGUUCCUCGAGAAUCAGACUGGUCUCUCGUUCAACUUGAUCACUUUGAUCUUCCUCACGCACAUAUGCCUUCCUAAAGCGCGCCCUCAUACCUCCAAAUUUUUUACCCUCUCAUACUACAACCCAGAAUCUGGGAAAUAUGCGAUUGGGACGAAUGACUACCAUUUUAUUUCGUUCUGCGUAGUUCUCUUCACUGGACUCCGCGCUUGUUUGAUGGAACACCUACUGGCACCAUUGGCCAGGCAAUGGGGUAUUUCCAAGAGGAAAGACGUUACCAGGUUCUCUGAGCAGGCAUGGAUGCUAGUUUACUACAGCGUUUUUUGGACGGUUGGCACGUAUUUAUACGUCAACUCCGCUUACUUUCUCAAUAUGAAAGAGCUCUGGACUGGCUGGCCAAAUAGGGAGCUCGGCGGGCUCAUGAAAGGCUACAUACUGGCGCAAUGGGCUUUCUGGGUACAGCAAGUCCUUGUUAUCCACAUCGAAGACCGCAGAAAGGACCACUAUCAGAUGCUCACCCAUCAUUUCAUCACAAUCACGCUCAUUUCCGGGUGUUACUACUAUUGCCAUACUCGAGUUGGUAAUCUCAUCUUAGUUCUUAUGGAUGUGGUCGACUUGUUCCUCCCACUGGCAAAAUGCUUAAAAUACCUAGGCUUCUCGAAGCUAUGCGAUGCCACGUUUGUGGUUUUUAUGGUAUCGUGGUUCGUGGCCAGGCACAUAUUUUACCUUAUGACAUGCUACAGUAUUUACAAGGAUUUGCCUGAGCAAAUCACCUGGGGCUGCUACCAUGGCUCAAAUUCAAAUAUGACGGGACCGUUGCCUAUCCCUGAUGGGUGGGGUCACGUUCUAGAGCCAUUUAAUGGCUCUGAGGGCACGGUUUGUUUCUCCAGCUCAAUUCAGUGGGGAUUCCUAAAUUGUUUACUUGGUCUCCAAGUCCUCACCAUCUUCUGGUUCUUCAUGAUUAUCAAUGUUGCCAUCCGGGUGGUUAAGGGGGACGGCGCCGAUGAUACUAGGAGCGAUGACGAAAGGGACCUAGAAACCGAAUACGAAGAGGCACAACCGCUUGAGGAAGAAGUUGGCGUGGAAGCUAUUGAUUUAAAGGGGUGGGAGCGUCGGACAGGCGUUAAAAGAGGCGCAAGUUCUUCUGGUGUCAGUUUACCCGGCCAUAGCGAUCGUAAGGAGUUGCUCGGUCGCAUCGGCUGCGAGAAGCAGGUUGACUGA
Messenger RNA from Daldinia decipiens, 1314 nucleotides. RefSeq names its product longevity assurance proteins LAG1/LAC1. The record is from RefSeq and is a predicted model, not a curated record. Gene Ontology annotation, molecular function: sphingosine N-acyltransferase activity. Bases 1 to 1314 code for a protein of 437 amino acids. Gene Ontology annotation, biological process: ceramide biosynthetic process. NCBI's taxonomy places the organism in Eukaryota, Fungi, Ascomycota, Sordariomycetes, Xylariales, Hypoxylaceae. Gene Ontology annotation, cellular component: membrane. The transcript has 4 exons.